Messenger RNA from Phragmites australis (common reed), 1079 nucleotides. RefSeq lists its product as uncharacterized. The transcript has a single exon. NCBI's taxonomy places the organism in Eukaryota, Viridiplantae, Streptophyta, Magnoliopsida, Poales, Poaceae. Gene Ontology annotation, cellular component: nucleus. Gene Ontology annotation, biological process: response to osmotic stress. Bases 134 to 757 code for a protein of 207 amino acids. The record is from RefSeq and is a predicted model, not a curated record. Gene Ontology annotation, molecular function: calmodulin binding.
UCAGUCGCUCGCUCACUCCCCCGCCCCCACUCCCAUCGCCGGUCGAGUCGCUAGCCCCCUCCUACUCCGCUUGCAGCUUAGAAAGCCGAGAACCUGAGUCUAGCACGCACACCGAGUCAGCGAGGCCAACGCCAUGGACGCCGUGUCCUGCGUGAGCGUGCCGCCGCCGACCGGGCUCCUCUCCCGCUCCUUCACCGACGCGGCCAUCGCCCGCGCCCUCCACUUUUCCCUCUCCGACGCCCCCGAGCCGUCCGUGCCCGCCACCGACCUCGGCGCCCGCGCCGCGGCCACGGCCACGACGAAUGCAUCUCCCGAGGCGGUGCCGAUGCACGGCGCCGGGGCCGGGGGUCACCCGCCGAUGGGCGCGGCGCCGUCGCCGCCGUCCGCCCGGUGCCUUCGGCUGGGGCCAGCGGGCGGGCACGCGGGUAAGCGGCGGCGACCGCGGCCGUCGAAGCGCGUGCCCACCACGUACAUCAGCACCGACGCCGCCACCUUCCGCAUCAUGGUGCAGCGCGUCACUGGCAUCGGCGAGGCCGAGCCGCAGCAGGACGCCGCGGGCCUUGGCCUCUUCCUGCCACACUUCGGCCUCGAGGCUGUCGAACAGUUUCUUCCGGCGGACUCUGCGGCCACCGCGGCCCACGUCGCUGCAGCGUAUACGCUCGCACCCACCGCCGCGGCAACCGUAGCGGAGCAGCAGCCGCUCUUCCCGACGCUGGACUCGUGGGACGUCAUGUACGGGAAGAACGAGGUGGUCUGAACUCUGAACUUUGAUGAUCCACUGAUAACGUCGUGUUCGUUUGUCCGGCCGUUCGAGGCCAUCGAAUGUGUUCAUGUGCAGCAGCAUGGAUGAUCAGUUGAUCAUCCCUUACCUUGGCUUCUUCUCCCUGGUCGCGGAGAAGCUGUACAUCACAUAUUUACAGUUUGGGGUGACCAUGAGUGGUGUAGGGAACCAGGGAUGUAGCCUAGUGGUGCUACUCAGAAAAUCAGGCGCUCACGCUUCUCUCUCGCGAUGUCAGUAGUUGCACUUGCACUUGCAUAAGCCUCCAGUCAAUGUGAGCUCCCUGCUACUUGUGUAAAAA